Messenger RNA from Sander lucioperca (pikeperch), 1413 nucleotides. Its product is annotated as glycerophosphodiester phosphodiesterase 1-like. The record is from RefSeq and is a predicted model, not a curated record. The coding region runs from base 182 to 1177 and encodes 331 amino acids. The transcript is spliced from 6 exons. NCBI's taxonomy places the organism in Eukaryota, Metazoa, Chordata, Actinopteri, Perciformes, Percidae. Gene Ontology annotation, molecular function: phosphoric diester hydrolase activity. Gene Ontology annotation, biological process: lipid metabolic process.
ACGAUAGCAGUGAAGCUGCCUCUCCUCCUUCCUCCCAUCCAUCCUCUUUACAAGAGCUCUCUGAUCCUCCACCAUGUAGUCACCUCAGUGCUGACAGCAGAGCUUUCUCCAUGGCAUCUUUCUAAACAACGACUCCUUCAUCCUCCGGUCCGAUCGAGACAUAUUUAGGCUACCGUUCAUCAUGCUGCAGAUCGGAGAUGAGGUGGUGUAUUUCUCGGCGGUGUUUCUGCUGGUGGUGUUGGGAACGCGGAGCGCCACUGGUGCCUCCCUCCUCACCGCAUUCCUCUACGUCUUCAUGGUGAUGUUCCGGUUUCCUCCGGUGCCAGGGGACCAGGCCGGCCGCGUCCUCCGCCCCAGGGCUCCAUCAGGCGGCGUCCCGGUGGUUGCGCACCGCGGAGGCAGCCACGAUGCUCCGGAGAACACCUUGGCAGCGAUCAGAGAGGCCAGUAGGAACGGGGCAACCGGAGUGGAGCUGGACCUGAGUUUCACAGCCGAUGGAGUGCCCGUACUGAUGCAUGAUGAGACUGUGGACCGCACCACCAACGGCUCUGGACCCGUCAGCAAACUGCAGUUGGUCCAACUUAAGAGGCUAGAUGCUGCUGCUUGUCACAGGCUGAAGGACAAGUUCAGUGGUGAGAAGGUCCCAACUCUGCAGGAGGCAGUGGAGGAAUGCAUCAGACACCAGCUGACCAUCUUCUUUAAUGUCAAAGAUCAACCUGAUAAGGCUGUAGCAGUGCUUCAUGAGAUGUAUAAGAAGUUCCCUGUCCUUUACAAUUCCAGCAUUGUUUCUUCCUUUGAACCCAAAGUCAUCUACAAGAUGCGUCAGACUGACCCCAACGUGGUAACAGCUCUUAUCCACCGCCCCUGGAGACUGAGCCGCUUUGGCGAUGGCACUUCUCGGUCCCUGUCAACAUCGGGUCAGCUGUGGAUGGGGGUUCUGGACGUCUUGUUGGACUGGGCCCAUCACCACAUACUGUGGAAACUCUGUGGGGUCUCUGCCAUCUUCAUGCAGAAAGACUUCAUCUCACUGGACUAUGUUCAGUACUGGGCAGAGCGAGGCGUGGAGGUGGUGGGCUGGACUGUUAACACCGCUGUGGAGAAACACUACUACCAAAACCUGCUGAAGAUUGGUUACAUCACUGACAGUCUGCUGGAAGACUGUGAUCCUCAUUACUAAAUGAUCACACCCAGACGUACAGGGAUGAUUAAAAUCUCAAGUGUUUAGACUUGUUAAAUAGAACAUUUUACAGCUUCUUGGAAAAGUUGGAAGUUAGAUACUCCUUGGUUAGACAUAAGACGACACAACUUCUAUAAUGACUACAUUUCCCACAGUCUUGUCCUUUCAAAGACCACACAAAUACUGAAAUAUGUAAAUUAAUUAAUUUAAAGUGGAGGGAAGCUAGAAAUUUGGUG